Rotaria sp. Silwood1 is the source of this 414-nucleotide messenger RNA. Lineage: Eukaryota; Metazoa; Rotifera; Eurotatoria; Philodinida; Philodinidae. The record is from the annotation of a GenBank genome assembly.
AUGACAAAUUUAAUUCAUAAAUUUCAUCGGCUUAUUCACGAAAAAUACAAUGAUACAAAUGAGAUAAGUUCAUUAAGGGGAAUGAUUUAUCUUGACGAGAAACGCUUGUGUCAACUUCGAACUAUAAUUAAUCACGAUAAUGAUAUUGAACCACAUGGAUUAUCUUUUAUAUCGGAUCAUCCACCUGUAAUGUAUUCAACAUUAAUUCAAGUAUGUCUUAUGCGUGCAGCAUUAAUUCGCUCCAAACAUGAAUUACUUUCACCAACACAAGUGUUGACUGGACAACAGCAAAUACAGGAACCAGCACAACCACAGAAAGGCGAAGAGGUAAAACGCAAGGGAAAAAGCCGCGGUGAUGGAAAAGCACAACGUCGGCGUGGAUUACUUCGUCGAAAAGGUUUAGAUCCAGAUUGA